GGGUGGAGUAAACUAUAAGGGCAGGGAAGACAAAGUGCACUGUUACCUUUGUCUCAGCUUUUCGUCUUAAAGAAUGUAAUUGUCGAUCGCAGGAGGCAGAGCCCACACUUCGGUGAGACCUCCCUCCCUCCCAUCACUGCGGGAUCCUCCACUUCCCCCUACAGCAAAGCAGGCGCCUUCACAGAAGGACUGAGAGCUUUCCAGGCAUCCCUGGCCGUGCAGGAGUAGACAUGACGACAGGAAGGAUCUGCUGCCUGGUGCUGCUGACCCUCGGGGUGCUGGCAGCGGUGGUUGUGCUCCUGGUCACCUUGACUCAACCCAAGUGUGGUCCUCAGCAAUACCUGCACGGCGCUGUGGCUGCUGACACUGAGACCUGCUCUAACAUUGGCCGGGACAUCCUGAAAAGAGGAGGCUCAGCUGUGGAUGCUGCCAUUGCUGGUUUGAUCUGCACAUCAGUGAUGAACCCUCAGAGUUCAGGUCUGGGUGGUGGAGUCGUAUUUACAAUCUAUAAUGCAAGCACAGGAACAGUCGAGGUGAUCAAUGCCCGUGAAACAGCUCCCCGAGAUGUUCCUAGCAAUCUGUUGUCUGGCUGUGCUGGUUUUCCCAUCGGUCCCCAGUGGAUUGCUGUACCAGGAGAAAUUCGUGGGUAUGAAGAAGCCCAUAAGCGUCAUGGCCGCUUGCCAUGGAAAUCCCUGUUUGAACCAACCAUCAAGCUCCUUUCAGACCCACUUGUUGUUUCUCCAGUUAUGGACAAAAUAAUCAAUCACCGAAACUUUUCCCAAGUGGGACGAAACCUGUGCCCAUUGAUUUGUGACGGUGAAAGGUUUUUGACAAAAGGAAAGACCUUCAGGUGGCCAGCACUGCAGCGGACGCUGGAAACUUUGGCAGAAAAUGGACCUGCAGCAUUUUAUGAGGGACAGAUAGGAAAGGCCCUGGUGGAAGACAUUAAGAAAGUUGGGUCUGUGAUCUCAAUGGAGGACCUUAAGGCAUACAAAGCAGAAGUAUCCUCAGCUGUGAACAUUACCCUGAACAAAAACAUCACGGUGUUUUCUCCUCCACCACCCAUGGGAGGUGCUGUGCUCAUGUUCAUCCUCAAGAUAUUGGAAGGGUAUAAAUUCAAUGAGACAUCAAUGGCGACACCAAAGGAAAAGGGAGAAACCUACCAUCGCAUUGCAGAGGCCUUGAAGUUUGGCAAUAUGCUAAAGCCUGAGAUGAAAGACCCAGCCUUCUCUGAAGCCAAGGCAGCUAUGGAAAUCAUACUAUCUGACCAGACUGUUGAGAGAGUCAGAAGAAAAAUAGAUACCCGUGGUGACCAUCCAGUCGACUAUUAUAACUUAUGGAAGUUAGCCUACAACCAUGACUACGAAAGUAGAGGCACAAGCCACAUCUCUGUACUUGCUGCAGAUGGCAGUGCUGUGUCUGCCACCAGCACCAUCAACUAUCCGUUUGGCUCCUUCAUUUAUUCCAACCAGACUGGGAUCAUUUUGAAUAAUGAACUUGCUGAUUUCUGUACAGCAAAGACAAGUAUUCAAGCAGGAGAGAGGCCUCCCUCAUCAAUGGUGCCUUCAAUCCUCAUCUCGAAGUCGGGAGACAUGCUGGUGAUUGGAGGGGCAGGUGGUGGCUGGAUUAUCAGUGCUACUGCUAUGGCCAUUAUAAACAAGCUGUGGUUUGGUUAUGACUUGGAGCAUGCCAUUUCAUCUCCCAUCAUGCAUACCAACAAAGACAGUAUCCUGUUUGAGGGACACUUCAGUGAGGAUGUUAGGAACAGCUUGCUGAAAAGAGGACACAAAGAACAGAAAGUUGAACUUGCAAUGAAUGUUGUGCAGGGAGUUUCCAAGGAAGGAAAAUGCAUCUCUGCUUACUCUGAUAAAAGGAAACUGGGGAAAUCAGCUGGAUAUUAGCAUGAAAUGCCAUCACGACGUCUCUAUUCUAGUCAAAACCACAGGAGAUAACUAGAUUCAGAUUCAUGCAUCUUCCACUGCUGCUGAAGAGCCUUGGUUAAGAACACAACUGGUUUCUUUCAGGCUGUUGCCACGAUAAGCUUCUAAUUACUGGGGCUCAGCAAUGUGAAGUGACUGAGUAACUAUAAGAAAUGUCUGUAGGGUGAGGAUUACAAUGUCUACAAUUACGUUUGGGCUUCCAGGUUGGGUUCGGAAAGAAAAGGAAACAAAGCUCUGUGUUCUACCUCUUGGUUUUGCCAUCCAAAGGAGCCCUACUUUUCCCAUAGAAUGGCAGAUGAAAUCAUAGUGCACCAUAGCGCUAGCUUGCUGCCAAGCAUGUUCUUUACUUUGAAGACAAAAUGGAUACCAUGAGCUGAAGCCUCAUUCAACCCUACCCCACUGGUCACUUAAAAUCUAAACCUCCUAUGGAGCAAUGUGAAGUUGCUGCUCUGGGGAGGGAGAGGCCUCAGCUUAGUUCCUUGAUGACACCUCUCCCCAUCUAUGCCUGUUCUUCCUCCUCAGUGCCUGCAGAAGAUAAGUAGCUUGGGAAGGCAGGUGAAGAUAGCAGCUGAAGAAACACUGUAUUGCUUUUGAAGCUUUAUAAGGAUAUAUAUAUUUUAUAUAUAUAUAUAAUCAGAAGACUUAUUUUGUAGGCAUGAGCUUCUUCUGGUCAGGCAAAUGCCAAGACUGCUGAAAAGUGCUGAUGCAGUUGCAAAACCCUUUUCUUCCUUAGCCUGAGUACAUGCUCUAAUUCUCUGUUUACCACAACUAGUCUCAAUUGGUCCCUAAAGAUGACAAGAAUGAAAUUGCAUGACUAUUUGGAAGCUUCUAGAGGAGAGACCUGAACCCAUUCAUCUGGCCACAAGAGGUCCUUUGCAAUUAACCUUGCUCUGCUUAGGAUGGCCAAAGGAAUCUAAUGUUAAAACAACAAGUAAUAACAUCUCACCACACACUUCUCAAAUAAGCAACAACUUCCAUUUUCUGAAAGCCUGUGAAUUUUACUUUCCUAUGGAUGCAGACAGUACUGUUAUGAGUGUUUUUGACAGCGAAGCUAAACUAGGUAGGCACUAGCAGAGACCCUCCUCGCCCCCCAUGAUAACUGUCACCUCCCAUGCAACCCUUGGUAUUUCAACUACACGAACAAAAAACCUUCCUCUGUAGCCACCAGAACAAGUAUUUAAGCACGGACAAUUAAAGUAAACCCAAACCAGACCAUCUGCAUGCACUGUUGUAAACAAAGCGAGGUGAGUAAUGAGUCUACAUUCUUAACAACAAAUUUUGUCAGCAAGUCCAAUGCUUUGUUGAAAUCUUGACCUUCAGAUGAAUUUUAAUGAUGUUCUGAGUGAAGCUGCCUAGAUCCAGACAUAGACAGACUGGAUCCUGGCUUUAGCAAGAUCUGCAGUUAUUUCUAGCUUGACCAACUGCUUUGAGCUUACAGAAAAGCAACCAAAAUGGCACUGGCUAAAGGCAGGGUGAGCAGUUCUUGCUUUGCUAUUAAGCCAUGCCAAAUCAUGUCUCACUUCCAGAAAAACCAAGACAUAUAGCAACUGAUCCUCCUGAUUCCCUUCACUUCUGAUGUACCAAAGGGUAAAGCACACCUUAAUUAUCCAGCCAGUGCAGCGUAUCACCUUUCCAGUAAACUACCAUCAUCUACAUCUCACAACAAAGCCUUGGGAAUAUUAUCUGCAAACCAGCACUCAGUGUAAUGUAACUGCUUUGCUAUUAACCAUUGAAACUGAGCCAAUUAAGCAGUUUCAGAACCUGUCACAGAUUUCAUUUGCAAGGCAGAAAGGAAUGCGUGCAGAUCACUCACUGUGGCAGUCCUGGAUCCCUCAAUGACAAACAAAAUAUUUUGUGAAGCAUAAGUCUAUACCUCCUUCUCACCCUGCCACUUCCUCAGUGCUGCAGAAGCUCAGCUCUCCCAUGCUGGUCCUGCCCUAUUCAUGCUGAUGCCAACAGAAGAGUGUUAUAACUAGUCAACUUGCACGGACUUUUACAGCACUGCUGUACAUAGGCUGCUCUAUUUUCUAUGUCUUCUUUAAAUUAUAUUUUUAAUAAAGUGUUUUUAAAUGUUAAA
Molecule: messenger RNA, 4017 nt
Organism: Coturnix japonica (Japanese quail)
Lineage: Eukaryota; Metazoa; Chordata; Aves; Galliformes; Phasianidae
Gene: GGT5
Product: gamma-glutamyltransferase 5
Biological process (GO): leukotriene D4 biosynthetic process; glutathione catabolic process; inflammatory response
Cellular component (GO): plasma membrane
Molecular function (GO): glutathione gamma-glutamate hydrolase; leukotriene-C(4) hydrolase activity
Source: RefSeq, a predicted model, not a curated record